Messenger RNA from Rhea pennata, 2178 nucleotides. RefSeq names its product endothelin 3 (gene EDN3). The coding region runs from base 230 to 751 and encodes 173 amino acids. Gene Ontology annotation, biological process: regulation of vasoconstriction; intracellular calcium ion homeostasis; vein smooth muscle contraction. The transcript is spliced from 5 exons. NCBI's taxonomy places the organism in Eukaryota, Metazoa, Chordata, Aves, Rheiformes, Rheidae. The record is from RefSeq and is a predicted model, not a curated record. Gene Ontology annotation, cellular component: extracellular region. Gene Ontology annotation, molecular function: endothelin B receptor binding; hormone activity.
CUUUUGACAACACUCUCCCCUUCAGGACUAAAUCUGCACUGGAGGAAAGUAACUACAAGUGAGAACCACUAAUCACACCUCCGUGUGGGAACUAAGUGCUGGGAGCAGCGUUUGCAGUGAGCUCAAGGAUAUUCUCUGCCGCCAACCUGAAGUGAUUCCUCCUGGAAAGGUUCAUUUGCCCUCGCAGUUCACCUUUGCCUGCAGUUAACAAGCGUGCAAUUUGGAUUUAAUGGAGCUGGGCUUACUGUUCCUCUUUGGUCUUACAAUUACGUCGACUGCAGGGUCCUCGCUGCCGCGGCCUCGCUCGCUGCCGGGCGGCGGCGAGCCGCGCUCCGCGGCGCUGGGGCAGAAGGAGCGGGAGGAGAGCGAGGCGGCGGCGCUGCUGGCCGGCGGCAGGGCCAAGGCGGACGGCGGGGCGCUGCGCCGCCGAGCCCGGCGCUGCACUUGCUACACCUACAAGGACAAGGAGUGCGUCUACUACUGCCACCUGGACAUCAUCUGGAUCAACACCCCCGAGAGGACUGUGCCAUAUGGGCUGUCUAACUACAGAGGCAGUUUUAGAGGCAAAAGGUCUACAAGCCAGUUUGAAAGUACUUUCCACUCUUCGUUUCGGUGCUCUUGUUUGGAUGCACGUGACAAACAGUGCAUGCAGUUUUGCAGGAGAAUGCAGGACAGAAGCAAUCAUGGAUCAGUGAAAACAACAGAGAAGACUGACCUAUGCAAAGAAAAGAAACAUGUUUUCAUUCAGUAGCACAGAGAACUUGGGAGGUUCUGAACCAUCUGGUUUAAUGUUUAUUUGCUGAAGCUGAGAAGCAAGAACUUAAACUACAACUCUCCCUUGAGAUGGAGGAACUUGAUGCUUCAGUUUGAUGCCAGUGGAGAAUCCAGAAGUAUGUAACGCUUUAAUUUCAUCAAUGCCAAAUUGAGGGCAUGUGAACCUGUAUGAAGAUGCUUUCUCCCAUGCUCCUCUCAUGAGAGUCUUAGUAAAGGAUAAUCUUUAUCAUGUAACCUGACAGGGAACAAUUCAAAGGAGGAACCAAACUGCAGCAACACAAAGUUUCAGGAAUUAUUUUUCUACCUGAUUUUAAAAAGUACAAUAGAAACAUACUGUUCCACUUACUGCUUGCUAUCUGUCUGAAGAACCAUCCAAAGCUUUAUGCAGGCAAUUGCAAUGGGAAAAUGUGAUAAGUUAGAGAGAGAUUGCCUGUACAUGAGUUCUCAUUAAGAAUAAAUUGAUAAAGUAUUUCUCUUGUUAAUGUAUGCAAGCCUGAAUCAUAUUGUAAUUUUGUGGCAGAUGUUUAAAUGACAAUAUCUAUGCAGAAUAAAUAUGAACAGCUAAUAUAAAUAUUAUUAUAAACUAUAGCAAGUUAAGAGUAUACUUUGAGUAUUCAAUAGAUUACCUAAUUUAAGCACAAAUUAUUCCCACUCUUCAAAGUUCCAUUCGAAAACAUUUACAACGAUCAUCUAAGAAUGCACUAUAGCUGCUGAACAAAAUUUCAAUUAUUUACUCCAAAGAAUUUCCUAAACAUGAUACUGUAAGACUGUGGAACUUAAAAAUCAAACUUCAUACAAUCAUAGUAAUUUCCUAUACUAGACCAUUUGCUAUUCUAAGCCCUUACGUAUCUUAUCAUCCACAGUAUAUAAAUUCAUCUUUCCUAAUAUGUUAAAAGUACAUUUCUUACUCUUCAUUGAAACAUCAUCACUGAACAACUGAACAAUCUGGAAACUUGGCAAAAGGUAAAAUAUCCACCCCUGGAGAGUUUUCAAUGUAAAUGAUUUCAGCAGAAAUUAUGGACUUUUUUUGAUAGGGGGAUGCAGAAUAAGCCAGCAAAAAUGAGUAAGUUUUGCAAAUCCUGUUCUUUAAUGUAAUUUAAAAAGAAACAGAGAAAAUCGCUUACUUGUGGCAUUACAGAACUUCUCUAGUUUGACCUUCAUGCAGACUUUUCCCAGGGCACAUAGUUUAAAUUGUAACCAGAUGACACUAAAUUAUAUUUUAUUAGAACAGAGAUGGAGACCAAAAAUACUCCUGCAAAAUGAAAAAAAAUGAGCAGAAAAAAAUGUUAUAUAGACUUAAAACAGUGGUGAUAGAUUUUGUUUGAAGCAAAAAAGGGAGGUCUUUGCCAAAAUAUAUGUGAUAUAUUUUAUAUAUAUGUGGAUAUAUUUCAUAAAUAAAUUAUU